CGGGGACCCCCGGGGCACGGACCCGGGCAGAGAGCCCCCAGCCCCAUCAGUGAUCCCCACCAGUGACCCCGGGAUGUGCCCCCAGCCCCAUCACUGACCCCGGGAUGUGCCCCCAGCCCCAUCACUGACCCCGGGAUGUGCCCCCCUAGCCACACCCCCGUGCCCCGGGCUGGCACAGCCCCGCUGCCCCCGGGAUGUCCGGCCGGGGCCGGGCGGGUCCCGGAUCGGGUUCCAGCGCGGGCGGGUCCCGGGGCGGGGCGGGGCGGGUCAGCCUCGUCCCGGCCCAUCCCCAUCCCUGUCCCGGCCCCAUCCCCAUCCCAUCCCUGGUCCCAGCCCUGUCCCCGGCCCGCCUCCCGCUCCGCUGGCCCGGGGCUCCCGCGCCCGCCCGGGAUGAGCGGGCUGCGGCGGCUGUUCCGCGGCAGCGGGCGGGCCCUGGCCUUCGUGUUCGCCGCCUCGGUGGCCUGGCUGCUGCUCGACAUGGCCGCGCUCCGCCUCUCGCUCGGCGAGGCGGGCGGGCGGCUGCUGCGGGAGGCGGCGGGGCGCGGGCCGGGGCCGGGGAUGGGGCCGGGGAUGGGGAUGGGGCGGGCGCGGCCCCGGCCCCGGCGCGGCCCCGGGGUGCCGGCGAAGGCGGCGGGGGAGGCGGGAGCAGCCCCCGGGAGGAGCGGGGCCGGGGGCCCGGGGCCAUCGCCGCCGCCCCGCCAGCCCCCGGGCCCCGGCGGCGGGACGGGCACGGCGCUGCCCGGGGCCCGGGACAGCGAGCAGCGUCCCCCCGGCACGGCCGGACACCCCGGCCCCGCAGCGCGGGACAGCCAGCAGCGUCCCCCCGGCGCCGCGGGACACACCGGCCCCGCAGCCCAGCCUGCAGCAGAGGAGACAAACACGGGACGCGGAGAAACUCCCUCCGAAACUCGCUUCAUCCCCAUUAGCACCGGGGGGAUGAGCCCCGCCAGCAACGCAGCCCCGCGCCGCGGGCCCCAGGCUGCGGGGAACGCCACAGGGAGACGGGGACAGCACAGAGAACUUGCUGACAAGAGCAGCGGUGGUGCCCACGCUGCCGCUGCCACUGCUGGGGCCACCGCCGUGGGUGGCAGGAACCGGACGCUGGGUACGACGCCAGGAGCAGCUAGGACGACACUAGGAGCAGCUCCUACAGUGGCUGGCACUGGCCAGGAUGGGCAGGAACAGAGGAAAACAGCUCCUGGAGCAGCUGGGACAGGCCAGGAUGGAGAGAAGAAGAGGGAAACAGCUCCUGGAGCCACUGGGACUAGCCAGGAUGGGCAGGAACAGAGGGGAGCAGCUCCUGGAGCAGCUGGGACUAGGCAGGAUGGGCAGAAGAAGAGGGAAACAGCUCCUGGAGCCGCUGGGACUAGCCAGGAUGGGCAGGAGCAGAAGAGAGCAGCUCCUACAGCAGCUGGGACUGGCCGGGAUGGGCAGGAACAAGCAGGGGGCAGCCCAGGGAUGCACAGAGUCCUGUCCAUGGAUGCAACACUCGCCCCGAGAGACCCCCGAGCUCCCGGCCAGUUUGGACACCCUGUUGCUGUCCCUGAUGAUAAACAAGAAGAAGCAAAAGGCAGAUGGAAAGAGGGAAACUUUAAUGUCUACCUCAGCGAUCUGAUCCCCGUGGAUCGAGCCAUCCCAGACACCAGGCCGGCCGGGUGCUCCGAGCAGCGGGUGCAGGACGACCUGCCGAGCACCAGCAUCAUCAUGUGCUUUGUGGACGAGGUGUGGUCGGCCCUGCUGCGCUCCGUGCACAGCGUGCUCGGCCGCUCGCCCCCGCACCUCGUCGAGGAGAUCAUCCUGGUGGACGACUGCAGCACCAAGGAGUACCUGAAGGAGCAGCUGGACGCCUACAUGUCGCGCUUCCCCAAGGUGAAGAUCCUGCGCCUCCGGGAGAGGCACGGGCUGAUCCGGGCCAGGCUGGCGGGAGCUGAGGUCGCCAGAGGUGCCGUGCUGACGUUCCUGGACUCGCACGUGGAGUGCAACGUGGGCUGGCUGGAGCCGCUGCUGCAGCGCGUGCGCCUGCGCCGCACCAAGGUGGCCUGCCCCGUCAUCGAGGUCAUCAGCGACAAGGACAUGAGUUACAUGACCGUGGACAACUUCCAGCGUGGGAUUUUUACUUGGCCAAUGAAUUUUGGAUGGAGGCAGAUUCCACAAGAGGUCAUUGAGAAAAAUAAGAUGAACGAAACUGAUAUAAUAAGGUGCCCUGUCAUGGCAGGUGGCCUGUUCUCCAUUGAUAAGAAGUAUUUUUCUGAGUUGGGAAUGUACGACCCAGGACUGGAUGUCUGGGGAGGGGAGAAUAUGGAGAUUUCAUUCAAGGUCUGGAUGUGCGGAGGAGAGAUCGAGAUAGUUCCAUGCUCCAGAGUCGGGCACAUUUUCAGGAACGACAAUCCUUACUCCUUCCCCAAAGACCGGGUGAGGACAGUGGAGAGGAACCUGGCACGGGUGGCAGAGGUGUGGCUGGACGAGUACAAGGAGCUGUUCUACGGCCAUGCCCAGCACCUGCUGCGCAGCGCCCUGGAUGUCGGCGACCUGAGCCAGCAGACGCGGCUGCGGGAGAAGCUCGGCUGCAAAAGCUUCCGCUGGUACCUGGAGAACGUGUACCCGGACCUGGACGCUCCGCUGGUUAAAGCCAGUGGGCUGCUCGUUAACGUGGCCCUGGCGGGGUGCAUCGCAGUGGAAGGCACCAGCCUGGCGUUCGAGGAGUGUGACAUUAACAAGGCGAACCAGAAGUUCAACUACACGUGGCUGAGGCUGAUCCAGCACGGGGAGCUGUGCUUGGCCCCGGCAGGCGCCGUGGGAGCCGUGGGGCUGCGCCGCUGCCAGGGCAGGAGCCGCAGCCUGGCCUGGCUCCACAGGGCGCUGGCCAGCGCCCAGCCAGGGCUGACCGACCACCUGGUCUGGGAGCAGCGGCAGCUCCCGCAGCCCGCGUGCCUGGAGGUGCAUCCCUCGUACAGAGCGCUGCGCCUCAAGGGCUGUGACCCCAGCAGCCCUCACCAGAAGUGGCAGUUCAGCAGGUACCACGCGGACUGAGGGCAGCCCUGCACCAGGGCUGCCACGGCGUCACCGCGGGCUCCGGGGACGGCGGCGGCGCUGACCAAGGGGGAAGUGCAUUUCUGUGAUGUGGCACCUGCACGUGGAGGGAUCCGAACACCCGGAGGAGCACGUCUGCAGGGCCUGAACAGAGCAGCGUCAUUUUCCUCUCUGCAGGAGACUUUGGGAUAAACUCGUUUUCUGUAUUAUUAAAUGGAAAUAUUUUUUGAAGUCCCCAUCCUACUGUAAGCAAACAUCACUCAGCUGCCCCCAACAUAUCCUACAGAAAUACUUCCAGGGCCCUGUAAGUCUGUAAGCAGCAAAUUGGGCUGCUCAUUCCUCCGCAGAAACUGGAAGUUUCUCGAUCAAUGCACCAAAAAAAUCCAGCGCCGUGUCCUCAGGGAUCUGGCUGCAGGAUCCCUCCCUGUGGGACGUGCUGUGUGAAGGUGAGGAUCAGGGCUCUGAGGAGUCACUUGCACACCAAUGGAGCCCACAUUUCAUAGUGGGAGGUGGGAGGGGGUCAGUCCCACCCAGGGCUGUGGACAGGCCUGGAGCAGCCCUUCCCUGUGCUGGGGACAGAGGGACACAUGUGCCUUGCUUGGCUUGGUGGGGACAGGAGCUGCUGGAGCAGGGAACCAGGGGUUUAUCCUGCUGCACUCCAGGGCCAGCCGGGAAGCUUCUCUUCCCAGGGCAGCCAAGGUGUCCCACGCCAGGGCUGCCAGGAGCCCAGCCCUGUCCCCAGCCCCUGUGGCUUUCUGGGGGCUCUCCAGGAGCCCUGCUGCUCCCUCAGCCCAGGCUGCACGGCACAGCCAGGCUCUGCACACCAGGCUCCCUCUGGACUCACUGUCACGGGCACUGUCAGUGUCUGUACUGUACAGUUCUUAAUCUCCAAGAUCCGGCCCCAGUCAGCGAUGGGAUGGAUUUGAUGGGAGGGUAAAUCCUGUGUGCCAAGGUUGUAGAUGCAGAGUAAACACCAGGCAGGGUUUCCAGCCCUGCUCCCACUGGGAAUUCCUGCUGGGGGAUGCUGCUCCCGGAACCCUGCAGGGCUGCAGUGGGAGGCAGUGCUCUCCUCCUGCCCCACUGCCCUGUGCUGAGCUGAGGGGCUGCUCCAGGCAGCCCUUGGGAGCCUGGGCUGAGCGUGGCACCCCGUGCUCAGGUGGGCACAGCCGAGCCCCAGCCCUGCCCCACAGCCCUCCCUCUCCUCUGGGUGUGCACAGGGCCCGGGCACAACACUGCCUCUGACGUGGUGGAUCAGCGCUGACAGCAUCUGACAGGCUCAGUCUGCCAAAAUAUUGACUGGCCCAGCAGAUUUUCCCAGUUGACUCCCAUUCCAACUGUCUUCCUGAUUUUCCCUCCCUCCUUCAGCGCAGCUAGCCCGCAGUCACCAUCAGAAAAAUGACACAGACGUUGUUUGGGCAGUCAGCUCGUAUCAGGAGCAUGAAUUUCAUCAAACUCUGUUUGCUGACAUUCAAUCACUUGUCACCGAGCAGGCGGCAGGCAGUCAUAUGUCACGGUCACAUCCCAUCGCCAGCCCUGUCACUCGCGCGCCGCUGCCCCGCUCCUGCAAAUGCUCACUUCCCUGCUGGAUCUUUGCUCAGCGGCGGCGGGGUGCCUGGGGGCUGCUGGCAGUGAGCUGGUGCUCAGUUCGGAGCGCAUUCCCACGGCACCAGUCAGCCCAGUGUUCCAGAAAGGAGAGCAUUUUCCGGCAGCCCGUACCCCGGGCUGCAGCGGGGCCGGGGAGCGAGGCACCGGGGGAAACCGUGUGUGGGGUGGGGACAGCAGGCCCUGCUGCCCCCGGUGGUAAAAAAUAAAUAAAUAAAAAUAAAUGAGAAUGGA
Molecule: messenger RNA, 4866 nt
Organism: Passer domesticus (house sparrow)
Lineage: Eukaryota; Metazoa; Chordata; Aves; Passeriformes; Passeridae
Gene: GALNT5
Product: polypeptide N-acetylgalactosaminyltransferase 5
Exons: 10
Coding region: 136-3030 (964 amino acids)
Biological process (GO): protein O-linked glycosylation
Cellular component (GO): Golgi apparatus
Molecular function (GO): polypeptide N-acetylgalactosaminyltransferase activity
Source: RefSeq, a predicted model, not a curated record